CGAGGAGGACCUGAAUGUAGCAGGAGCCAACACAGUGAGCUCUCUUGGCUGUUAUUUUCCGAUAGCAUAGCUGUGUCGAAUUUAAGUCACAAUCGUGAUAUUUAGUCUUGGGUUCCGUGUUUUUUUAACCAUUUAAACAUAUCUAUGCAGCGGCACCGUCCAAACUGAAAAGCUCGAGGAUGACAUCUAAACUGAAAGUUGGGAAGGUCGGCUCCAAGAGUAAGGAGGAUGCUCCUUAUGAGCUGGAGAGCCAGUUUGUCCUGAGGCUGCCUUCGGAGUAUGCCUCAACAGUAAGAAGGAUUGCCCAGUCUAGCAGUAUGAAUAUGAAAGACAGACUCACCAUUGAGUUGCACCCUGAUGGUCGUCAUGGCAUAGUGAGAGUAGACCGUGUCCCUUUGGCCUGCAAACUGGUGGAUCUGCCCUGUAUGAUUGAGUCUUUGAAAACUGUGGACAAGAAGACGUUUUACAAAACAGCUGAUGUGUGCCAGAUGCUAGUAUGUACACUAGAUGGAGACCUUUACCCUCCUUUAGAGGAGCCAACUGGCACCGACCCUAAGAGCAAGAAGAAGGACAAAGACAAGGACAAGAAAUUCAUUUGGAACCACGGCAUCACCUACCCUCUGAAGAACACACGCAAGAGAAGAUUUCGAAAGACUGCGAAAAAGAAGUACAUUGAAUCUCCUGAUGUGGAAAAGGAGGUGAAGAGAUUGCUGAGCACGGACGCCGAGGCUGUCAGUGUCCGGUGGGAAGUAAUAGCAGAAGAUGAGUCCAAAGAAGCGGACCAACACGGCUCUCUGGCCAACCUGGACUCCUCACCUGGCACCUCAGGACACAAGAUGGGUCAUGGGUCUUCUGCCCAGCGUGACGAACUGAGGGAGAUCUUCAAUGACAUCAGCAGCUCCAGUGAGGAUGAGGAGGACGAAGGAGACCGGCACGAGGAUGAGGACCUGAAUAUCAUGGACACGGAGGAUGAUCUGGUCCGACAGCUCCAAGACAAACUCAACGAGUCUGAUUCGACGCAGCAUGAAAGUGACAGAAACAACCAGAUAGUUAUGGAGUAUCAGGUGCAGAUCAACAGCAUCAAGGCCAAGCUUCAGGAUACGCGCGCCCGUAAGAAACAGCAGGACGAGCUCAUCAUGAAAGUGGAAAACCAGGCCCUCAAAAACCGUUUCCAGGCCUUGCUGGAUGAGAUUAUUCAGCAGGAGGAGCGGGAGAUGGAGCAGCUGGCCUCCCUGCAGGAGCAGCUGGACUCACUGAUCGAGAAGUGACCACCAGGGGGCAGCCUCAUGUCAUCUUCAGCCACACACACGCGCACACACAUUCACACUCACACACACACACCAUGAAGAGGAGAAGAGCCUUCAUCUAGGGAGGAGGGAGUCUUUCUUAGCUAACUUGCUGUGUCAUUCCUUUUAGUUUGACUUUUUCAUACUUUACACAUACAGCAUAUGGAUUUUUGUAUUAAAAGUCAGUAGGAUUUAUUAGGUUGCCAGAAUUUGUUGUUCCUCACUAUAUGAUAAAAGUAUUGGUUUGGCUUCAAGGGGAAGAAUGUUACGUCUGUUUGGCUUGUCAUCCUGAAGCUAAAUGACUUUUACUUACACUGAACAUCUUUGUAUUUCAUUACCUGUAUGAAGAAUAAAUUACAGUGAUACACAAAAAAAAA
Messenger RNA from Toxotes jaculatrix (banded archerfish), 1663 nucleotides. RefSeq names its product TAF7 RNA polymerase II, TATA box binding protein (TBP)-associated factor (gene taf7). Gene Ontology annotation, biological process: RNA polymerase II preinitiation complex assembly; transcription initiation at RNA polymerase II promoter. Gene Ontology annotation, molecular function: RNA polymerase II general transcription initiation factor activity. Gene Ontology annotation, cellular component: transcription factor TFIID complex. Bases 180 to 1268 code for a protein of 362 amino acids. The transcript has 12 exons. Lineage: Eukaryota; Metazoa; Chordata; Actinopteri; Toxotidae. The record is from RefSeq and is a predicted model, not a curated record.